AUGGCCGAGGGACGGCCUGCCGCAAAGCCGAUAAAUAAGAGCCAUAUCACGACGAGUGAGGUGCGCUCAGAGCGGACGAAUGUGAUUACCAGGGAGAAGAUCCAGACCAAACGACCAGGCAAGGAGAACGUUACGCCUGGUAGUCCGAGAGACUGGGAUAAGUCUCGCAUGAAGAAGGACCAUCACAGAAGCGGUUCGGUAGCAAUGGCGUCAGAUAAGCCUCAAGUUGAAGUACCAUGGAACCCAACAGUGUCACUUGUUCCUCACUCCGCCGCGCCCCUUGCCUGCCGGGUUUCCGUUCCGCCACUAUUUUCAGAGGUACCGCAGUCGUUACGCCCCGGAUCUCUGCGAGAUAUGUCCCUAGACGGCCAAGAAGCCGCAAUUCUACAAGACCUACUAUUUGUGUUUAUGGGCGCAAUGGAAGCAUUUGUAGAAGUGCAGAGCAGAUCGGAACUUGGCGCAGUCAACCAUGCUCUAUGUGCAGCAAUACGGAAGCUUCUAAAGGAUUAUCUGAUUAUGGUUGCCCAAUUGGAGACCCAGUAUAUCAACAACCCGAAUUUUACACUACACGUCAUGCACCUCCAUACGAUGCCUACGAGCCAGACGCUAGCCCAGCUUUAUUCCCUAGGACAGGAACUUUUAAAGAAAAACUCGCUAUUGGCGCAAGAUCCGGAUGAGUCAAUCGACGAUUUCGAUGAUGUUGAUAAUAUCCUAGAACAAUUACGAGAGGGAGGGGAAUUGGCUCCUGGGAGUAUGUCUAGCAAGAAGCUCUGCAAGGGUGGAAAUGUGCUGGGCCUUAUCAGCCAACGUCUCGCAACAUUUUCAGGUGAUCCCGCAACGGGAGUACUGCUGCAAACCUUGCUACGGGAGGCCAGUCGACCUUAUAUGACCAUGUUGAAUGAGUGGCUACACCACGGUGGGAUUAGAGAUCCGCACGCCGAGUUUCUUAUCAAGGAGCAAAAGGGUAUCAAACGUGAUAAGCUUGAGGAAGACUAUACCGACGAGUACUGGGAAAAACGAUACACAAUUCGUGAUAACGAGGUCCCUCCACAGCUGGAUGCCGUUAGAGACAAGGUCCUAUUGGCAGGCAAAUACCUAAACGUUGUCAGAGAGUGCGGAGGUGUUGACAUUAGCAAGGAGGUGAAAGACGUUCCCAAAACGUUUGAUGAUCCUCGUUUCCUCGACAACAUAAAUGGAGCGUAUGCGCACGCAAAUGCAUCCCUUUUGAACCUUCUAUUAACCAAGAAUUCUCUUACCACCCGAUUCCGCUCGUUAAAACAUUACUUCUUCCUUGACCGCUCCGAUUUCUUUUCAUACUUCCUUGAACUUGGUACCUCCGAACUUCGGAAGCCAGCCAAACAUGUCAACGAAGGGAAGCUCCAAUCUCUUCUUGAUAUAGUGUUGCGACAACCUGGCAGCAUUGCCGCUCAGGACCCCUUCAAGGAAGACGUGAAGGUUAGAAUGAAUCAAAUGGGGCUGACAAAAUGGCUGAUGCGUGUUGUGAGUGUUUCCGGAAUUGACCAGGAUAACCCUGACGGGGGCGUGGAAAAAUAUCAAACUCCUGCGCCUCAGACUUCUGAGAACGAUAAAGAUAUUAUUGGAUUCGAUGCCCUCGAGCUUGAUUACCUAGUACCGUUUCCGCUCUCGCUUGUGAUCAGCCGCAAAACAGUCCUCCGCUAUCAGCUGGUGUUCCGACACCUUUUAUCCUUACGCCAUCUCGAGACGCUACUCGUUAACUCGUGGCAAGACCACAAGGUCAUGGAGCCCAACUGGCAGAUAUUAAUGAACAGAGUAAAUGGUGAUGGCACAGAGGCGACGGAAGUGACAGUAAAUGGAACGAAGCAAGUCAACAGGACUGUGGAUGAAUUAAUGCAAGACCACGUCGAUUUUCUCGACACCUGUCUUAAGGAGUGUAUGCUCACACAGGGAAAACUCUUGAAGAUCCACUCUAAACUUAUGACAUGCUGUACGAUGUUUGCAUCCUGGUCUGCGUCGUCGUUGUCUCGCAGUCUCGCAUCGGCGGACCCAGAUUUGUCUGGCCCUAUGGAUUCCUCGAAGAGCUACGAUCCUCUCAGACUUGCCAAGCUUGAAGACACUCUCAAACGAUACGAGGAUCACUUCAGCCGACACUUGAGGAUUCUAAUGGAUAGUCUUAACUAUUUUGCUGCCACAGAAAGUGUAGUGUUAUUGAAACUAGCACACUCAUUGAGCGCAAUUGGGAAGGAGGAAUGA
Messenger RNA from Arthroderma uncinatum, 2232 nucleotides. Its product is annotated as spindle pole body component. Gene Ontology annotation, molecular function: microtubule minus-end binding; gamma-tubulin binding. The record is from RefSeq and is a predicted model, not a curated record. Bases 1 to 2232 code for a protein of 743 amino acids. Gene Ontology annotation, cellular component: spindle pole; centrosome; equatorial microtubule organizing center. Gene Ontology annotation, biological process: spindle assembly; meiotic cell cycle; cytoplasmic microtubule organization. NCBI's taxonomy places the organism in Eukaryota, Fungi, Ascomycota, Eurotiomycetes, Onygenales, Arthrodermataceae. The transcript is spliced from 6 exons.